Symbiodinium pilosum is the source of this 1479-nucleotide messenger RNA. NCBI's taxonomy places the organism in Eukaryota, Dinophyceae, Suessiales, Symbiodiniaceae. The record is from the annotation of a GenBank genome assembly.
GAUGAUUUGGAGGCCCGAGACGAAGGGGGCGAGGAUGAUCUUGAGGUAGCUGAGGAUGAAGUGGGCGAAGAUGAUGAGGACGCUGUGGCGAAGGAUCAGGCCUCGAAAUCGCAAGAUGAUGGAGAGUAUUGCAUUGACCUCUACGUUGUGGCCAAGUCCAUGGACCACCGCCAAAAGAUUUUAGAUCAGGUCUUCAGGGCCUCGUCGCAAAGCAACUGGGCUGUGGUCUGCACUCGGACGGCCCAUCCUUCGAUCCUGUUGGCAGCUCAAGAGGUGAUAGGUUUCGUUUCAGGCCCAAGGCCGCAUGCACUGGCCCAUGGGCGUGAUUUGAUGAACCGUCUGGCCGCAAGCCUGAAGUUGCCUGAAGCCAAGCGCAUGGUCUCGGGGCAGAAGAGGGCUUUGGGGCUGCAAGACCUCGGGUUCAUCCAGGUGACGGAGGCACCCACAUCUGACGUGGUCUGCUUGAAGGAUAUCCCUGUGGAUAGUUCCUGCUGGCGCUUCGGAUUGAACAGGCCUCUCCCUGCCAACUACGAGGAGCUCAUGAGCACGCUCGUGCAGCAAGAGCUGCAGCAACAGGAGCUGACGCUCCAGCAGAGCCCGGAGAUGCCAUUGAGUCCGAAUGAAUUCGGGCCUCUGUACUCCGUCAUGGUGGGUGCCGCCAGCAAGGUCGCUGUUCCUGGGGCGGGCAAGCGCGCCAACUGCACCAUUAGGGUCUCUGUUGAGAAAGGCUGCACAGAUGAGCUGCUGUGUUUGGUUGUGAAGACCCGCACUGGCGUGGGCAUCGCCAAAAAUUCCUUUCUCUACCUGGACAGCGAGCACGUUCAGCUCACAGGCGGUGGUGAUCUGAAGCGCAUGAAGAAGGAUUUCGUGGACCAGUGGUUCAAGCCUACAGCCACCAGUACAGCAGAGCCAGCACAGGCCUCGCCGCAGGUCUCCCCACCGCCAGUCGUGUCUACCGGGUUCAAGAGCCUGGACACUUGCUAUGACUUCAAGCUUGGGCAGGACAAGAGGCUGUUUGUUGAGGUGGCUGCGGGCCAGGAGAAGCUAAAGAGCAACAAGCGUUUGUUUCCCGGGACGGUGGUUUUCAGCAGUGCGGCAGGGAAGUUCAAGGCCUCGAAUGGGAUUCCAUCUGGGUCUAUCCCCUACACCUUUCACGAGACGGCGAGGGAGAAGGUCUUUUUCGAGGACAAAGUAAUCAGCCUUAAAGACUUGCUGGACUCCAAGAAGGUCUCGGAGAUAUGGUCGCAUGGCGCAAUAGUGGGAACACCAGCGAGGCUGCCAGGUUCUACCCAGGUCUUCGUUGCCGAACAAGACGUUCUGAAGCAGGUGAUCCAGACUGUGGAGGAGAACUACAGCAAGAAGGUCUCCUGGAUAUGGCACAUGAGGCUGCAAGCGGGUUGCCUGAAGCCCAUCAGGGCUUGCCUGAUGUUGGACAAGCAAGUCAUCGUAAAUGCUGCCAGCGGCAUAGGCCACUUGUGA